This is a messenger RNA of Colletotrichum karsti, 1881 nucleotides long. RefSeq names its product pfs domain-containing protein. The transcript is spliced from 2 exons. Gene Ontology annotation, biological process: nucleoside metabolic process. Bases 1 to 1881 code for a protein of 626 amino acids. Gene Ontology annotation, molecular function: ATP hydrolysis activity. NCBI's taxonomy places the organism in Eukaryota, Fungi, Ascomycota, Sordariomycetes, Glomerellales, Glomerellaceae. The record is from RefSeq and is a predicted model, not a curated record.
AUGGCGCCCGGCAAACUGAAGGCCCUGGACAGCCCUGACCUCUACACCAUUGGCUGGAUUGCUGCGCUGCCCAUCGAACGAGCUGCUGCUGCUGCUAUGCUAGAUGAAGAGCACGCACAGCCGGAGGGCUUCUCGAGGAACUCAAACGACAAGAACUCAUAUACCUGGGGUCGCAUAGGUGAUCACUAUGUCGUCAUUGCUUCCCUACCGGCCGGCGUUCAUGGAAUUGUCCCAGCAAAUGCUACCGCGUCAAGCCUGUUAUCCUCGUUGCCUUCGAUUCGCCUUGGACUUCUAGUUGGUAUUGGUGGUGGUAUUCCUCGACCGAAUGGCGAUUAUGACAUCCGUCUGGGAGAUGUCAUCGUGAGUCAGCCCGAUGGCACAACGGGCGGCGUCUGCCAGUACGACUUUGUCAAGGUAAAGUCGGGAAAUCGUCGCGAGCGAAAGGGCUUUUUGGCGCCGCCCCCGAACGUACUCCUUCACGCUGUUGCAAAUAUCCGGUCAGCUCACGAGCUACGGGAUCCCAAGAUCCCCAGCUUUCUUGAAGAGAUGCGAAGACAGUACCCCAAAAUGGCCAAGAAAACCAAGCAGAGUCCAGGCUACAUACACCAGGGUUUCGCCAACGACAAGCUGUUCCAGCCGUCUUACGAGCAUGUAUCCAGCCAGCGUGAGGGCUGCCAAAGCUGCGAAGUAGCUCAAGAGGUCGAGCGCGAUGAACGUGAGUCUGCGGAUCCUGAGAUCCACUACGGCGUCAUCGCAUCUGGUAAUACGCUUGUCAAAUGUGGCAUCGCUCGGGACCGGAUCAUCGCCGAAGUGGGAGAAGAAUGUAUCUGUUUCGAGAUGGAGGCGGCUGGAUUGAUGAAUGAGUUUCCCUGCCUCGUGAUACGAGGUGUUUGCGACUACGCCGACUCUCACAAGAAUGAUCAAUGGCAGCGCUAUGCAUCUGCCACGGCUGCUGCGUAUGCUAAAGAACUCCUUGCCUACGUACCAGAAGCCGACGUCCAGAAGACCAAGCGAGCGUCAGAAAUUCUUCAAUCGGUUGAUCAGAAACUUGGCAUCGUGCAGCAAGCCUCAGAAGCAGUAUAUGCCAAAGUAGAGUCCAUCAUUCUCAGUGACCGUAGCCAAAAACUCCGAGAAUGGCUUGCAGCGCCAGACCCGAACACCAACGCCAACCACGCCAGAGAACUUCGACAUGAGGGUACAGGGACAUGGCUUCUGGAAACAUCGACCUUUCAGGAGUGGGCUUUGGGCACCAAUCGACACUUAUGGCUUCGGGGCAUGGCUGGAUGCGGCAAGACGGUCCUAAGCACAACUGUCUUGGAUCAUCUCACAAAGACCGAUGACAGAACGAUUCUCAGCUUCUUCUUCGACUUCAGCGACAAAACAAAACAAACGAAGGAUAGCUUACUACGAUCCAUCGCUCUCCAGUUAUACCAGCCAGGCCGCAGCUCAGUGGCAGCACAUCUCGAUGAUUCGUUUCGCACGCACCAAGAGGGCAACCUGAAACCAACCACUGCCAAUCUUGAAGAGCUUGUUGAUAAACUGUUGACAGCAGAGCAGAGAGUUGUCAUCCUUCUCGACGCCUUGGACGAGUCCACGACAAGAGAUGAGAUCAUCUCAUGGAUCAAACGCAUAUACGAGAGUCUGAGCUUGGUUCAGAUGUUUUACACCAGUAGAGAGGAAGCUGAGUUUAUGGACGUCUUUCCCAGCACAAUCAGGAAGGAAUGCUGUCUCGCAAUCGACAAAGGAGCGACCGAUAUGGAUGUAGCAUCCUACGUAUCAGCAAGGCUUCAAACUCAGCCAGACUUCACAAGGAAAAGGCUGUCUGGGGACGUCCUUGACCAAAUUCGAAAAAAGGUUGGAACCGGGGCUAAUGGAAUGUAA